Pectinophora gossypiella (pink bollworm) is the source of this 3359-nucleotide messenger RNA. It is a transcript of the gene path, whose product is annotated as proton-coupled amino acid transporter-like protein pathetic. Bases 193 to 1602 code for a protein of 469 amino acids. Gene Ontology annotation, biological process: amino acid transmembrane transport. Gene Ontology annotation, molecular function: amino acid transmembrane transporter activity. The transcript has 9 exons. NCBI's taxonomy places the organism in Eukaryota, Metazoa, Arthropoda, Insecta, Lepidoptera, Gelechiidae. Gene Ontology annotation, cellular component: vacuolar membrane. The record is from RefSeq and is a predicted model, not a curated record.
CGCGCGCGGACGAACCAUUUUUAUAACGCCGGCGCGCCAGGCGGACGUACGGACGUGCGAAGCUUGCCCUGGCACUCACCACGUGCUCCCCGCUCACCAUAACCUACAACGUUGGCAGCCACUAGCCCGCCAGCGUCGCAGCCACACCGACUUCACUUCGGUCCAUAAAUUGAUAGCAUCAAAACCUACAAAAUGGUCAAUGAUUCAAAUGGCGUGCCUCCGCCCCAGGAGCUGGAGACCUUCCUCUCUCCAGAUGAAAAGAACAAAGAGAAGAUUGUCAGUACCAAAUACAACAUGACAACAAAAGAUGUGGAAUCUGGAGAUUUCGAUCCCUUCACGGAAAGAAAAUUGGAGAACCCAACAUCUAACAAUGACACACUGACGCAUCUGCUUAAAGCCUCCCUGGGCACGGGCAUCCUGGCCAUGCCGAAGGCUUUCAAAGCGGCUGGUCUCGUCAACGGUAUCUUCUUCACCAUCCUCGUCGCUUUAGUCUGCACACACUGCGCUUAUAUUCUCAUAAAAUGCGCCCACGUGCUGUACAAGAAGACGAGAAAAACCAACAUGAGUUUCCCAGAGGUCGGCGAGGCGUCGUUUGAGAACGGACCGGAGUGGAUACGCGCAUGGGCUAAUCCUUUUAGGAUCUUCAUACUCGUGAGUCUGUUCCUUACGUACUUCGGAACUUGCUCAGUGUACACCGUUAUCAUCGCACAAAAUAUCUUACAGGUGGCUGCCCACUACAUGAACGUGACGGAACAAGAAAUUGAAAUCAGGAUAUUCAUCAUUGCCCUCUUACUCCCUCUGAUCUUAAUGGUGUGGAUACGCAACCUCAAAUACUUAGCCCCCGUCUCUAUGCUUGCUAACUUCCUGAUGGCCGUGGGUCUCGGAAUCACCUUCUAUUACCUUGUGGGAACAGGCGGCCUUGAUUUCUCCAAAGUGAAGAUGUUCAAACCACCAGUUGAAUGGCCAGAGUUCUUCUCCCUGACAAUCUUCGCUAUGGAAGCCAUCGGCGUGGUGAUGCCCCUGGAGAACGCCAUGAAGACCCCUCGCGCCAUGCUCGGGUGCUGCGGAGUUCUCAACAAGGGCAUGUCUGGCGUCACCCUGGUCUACAUCCUCCUCGGGUUCCUAGGUUACCUGCGUUAUGGAGACGAAGUCGCUGAUGCUGUCACUCUUAAUUUGGACCAGACACAAAUUCCUGCCCAGAUCGUGAAGCUCUCCAUUGCCGUGGCUGUGUAUUGCACGUUCGGUCUUCAAUUCUUCGUGUGCGUCGACAUCAUGUGGAACUGCAUCAAGGACAAGUUCACAAAGAGGCCCGACCUCGCCGACUACAUCAUGAGGACCAUCCUAGUCACCUUGUGCGUCCUACUGGCAGUGGCGGUCCCCACUAUCGGGCCGUUCAUGGGAGUCAUCGGCGCCUUCUGCUUCUCCCUUCUCGGCCUCAUUGCCCCGGCGUUCAUUGAAAUUAUCACCUUCUGGGACAUUGGGUUCGGCCGCGGCAACUUCCUCAUAUGGAAGAACGUUUUUGUAUUCAUUUUUGGUUUGUUUGCACUUGUUUUCGGUUCCAAAGACGCUAUAAUAAGUAUCAUAGAAAUUUAUAGUAAGUAGUAAGAAGUAAAAAGCUAUUAAUUCGAAUGGCCUAGAUUAAGCACGAAACACAAGUGCACGUGGUGAAGGUGAUAUGACAAAGCAGAACAGGGUUCCAGGUGCUACCGGUACACCAGCGCAGUACACAUGUGUUUUGUGGUUUAAACUAACUAGUGAUAGCAAAUAAAUUUAUUUUUAAGAUUCGUUAGACCAAUUCUGCGAUAGCUAUUUUAUUGUGGGAAGUUUCGCUGCAAAGCAAAAGUGCUAUUGCAUGUGUAUUGAUAUGUUUCGUAUACUAAGGCUAAUGUCGGUGCAGUACUGCUCCAAAGUGUAGGUUAAGUAUUACAUUUUUGAGGAUUUUAUUUGCAUGCGAUGAAGCUCUGACUAGUAACGGUUAACAUUUAUUCGCAUAAAGUCUCCACAAGGGCGUCUACGAGAAACUUAAAAUACCUAUGCAAUAAAACUGGUAUGGACAUCUACGGCAUCCAAAACUUUAUACUUAUCUAUUGGCUCUUGUGUUUGCCGUGAACGGUUCAUCCUUGCCUAGGUACUUUGGGGGUUACUUCGUGAGGUAUGAUAAAUUUACGUCUAUAUUCCUUCUUGCGACAGUAUUUUAAGAUUUAACUAUAAAAUGCCAGGUAAAUAUAUCAUUAGAUACUCUUCUAAAUAUGAUAAAUUUUACUUGAUAAUUUAUAUGAUAUAAUGCGACUAAAUGGAAUCUGUAAAUAACAGUAAAAGCCACUUUUAAUGUGUGAUGAAGAAUGAAAUCCGAGUAGGUGUAGUUAAGUAUGUAUUUGAAAUUUCGAUUGCAUUCCCAUUAUUACAAAUGUUGUAUGAAGCCAAUGAUGGGCUUAGCGAUUGUUCAAUCGGCAUACAAUUACCUAGUUAAGAAUAUUUGUGGAAUUGUUGAUCUAACUCGGAAGUACCACCAAGUCCGUGAAAAAAAAUGUAUAAUUUACAGGAAUUAAUUAUUAUAGGAUGAUAAUGAUGCUCGGUAACUUGCUUUUGAGUGUACUGAACAAAUGCCUAAGUACGAUUAAGUAAAUUAUUUAUGUGGGUACCGGUUCAAUAUACCAAUAUUGAAUUACUGGCGCCACAGUGAUGCUGCAUUUAUGAAAAUAGAGAAAAGUACAUUUUUAACGCCAUUCUUUGUGAUAUAUAUAACGAAAAAUAUCAGAAAGCGGCCUUGGUCUUUUGAAAAGAAUUUACAUGUGAUCAUGCUCGGCCAAUGGCUGAAUUUGCGCAAACUUUCAUUUACAUAACGAAACUUUCAAAUAUUGUUCGAAACCAGGGAUGUAGCUUAUAUUUUAUAUUUUAGUAGAUAUACUAUACAAUCGAAGCUCCACAAGAGCAUAUAUAUUAUCUAGUUAUAGUUUACUCAAAUGGUUACGUCCCUGAGCUUCUUAUUUCCAUGACAAAAUGAAAGUUUGCGAUCAACGGUCCAAAAUGCAGGUGCCUUCACAAAUAUGUAUUUUGAUUAGCAUUGCUAACACUAAGUAUCCAUUUUUUAUAUAAACUCAUAAGUGCAAUUAAUAUAUCCAUAUACAUAUUAUAUUAAAUUGAAAAUGAAUGAAAUAUAGUAAAAAAUAUUUUGAUUAAGUUCCUAUUUGCUCUGUAAUUUUAAGAAUUGAAAUUUUACACGAAUCUUGUUUUAUAAUGGUAUUUUCAAAUCAAAGUUUCUAUAGUUUAAAAUACAAAUGUAACAAUAAUAGCAAUUAUGAGAAUAUUAUAACGUAUUCAAUGUUCUUUGAUAUCAAUACAACGUACAAGCUCCGCUA